GGUCGGGAGGCGGAAGUGGAUGCAGCGGGGUGGAAGAGGGUCUUCGGAAAGCGGAAGUGACCCCGGAAGCGCGCUGGCGGAUUCGGACUGCGGGAUGUGCUAGGUACUUAGCAACGCAGGUCUGGAAUGUCAAGCUGCAGUCGAUGCUAGCAUCUUCCCCGACGAAUUUCCAGCGCUGAGCCGCCCGUCGGAGCCCCAGGCGCUGCGGAAACACAGAGGAACUGACAAGGCCAGAAAUACCUGCAGAACCAUCAGAUGAAGACCUAGCACUUGUGGGACAGAUACAUGUGGAGGUGGAAGUGUCAUUGAGAAACCUGGAGGAGGAGCAUCGACGUAAAACAUCCCAUCUUGACAGUGAUUUGGCAGAUGAGUUCUUAAGGCAUCAGUUCGGGCACGGAAAGAGCAUUUCAGGGAGGGAAAGCAGCUGUGGACAGCGCCUGGCUUGAACUGGAAAUGGCAAACAGUCUUUUAAAAACAUCUCCAUCUUCAAGGACAAAAGUACUCCAUCAAGUAGGCUUAUCUCUGUAUAAUACCUUUCAUGGCUUCCAUGAGGAGGAGGUGAAGAAAACACUCCAGCAGUUUCCUGGUGGGUCCGUCGAUCUUCAGAAAGAUGACAGUGGCAUUGGCAUCCUUACUCUGAACAACCCCAGUAAGAUGAACGCCUUCUCAGGUGUCAUGAUGCUACAACUUUUGGAAAAAGUGAUUGAACUGGAAAAUUGGACAGCAGGGAAAGGAGUCAUUGUCCGUGGAGCCAAAAACACUUUCUCUUCAGGGUCUGACCUGAAUGCCGUGAAAGCCCUGGCCACUCCAGAGGAUGGAAUGGCUUUAUGUAUGUUCAUGCAGAACACCUUAACAAGAUUUACAAGGCUUCCUUUAAUAAGCGUGGCCCUGGUGCAGGGCCGAGCCCUGGGUGGAGGCGCGGAGUUAACCACAGCCUGUGACUUCAGAUUAAUGACUCCGGAGAGUGAGAUCAGAUUUGUCCACAAGGAGAUGGGAAUAAUCCCAAGCUGGGGUGGUGCCAGCCGGCUGGUUGAAAUCAUAGGCAGUCGAGCAGCUCUCAAAGUGUUAGGUGGGGCCCUCAAACUGGAUCCCACAAAAGCUUUAAGCAUCGGAAUGGCUGAUGAGAUCUUGCAGUCUUCAGAUGAAACAAAAUCUGUAGAAGAGGCCCAAGCAUGGCUCGCACAGUUUGUCAAUGGGCCACCAGAAGUCAUUAGAGCUUUGAAAAAAUCUGUUUGUUCAGGCAAGGAACUAUAUUUAGAGGACGCAUUACAGAAUGAAAGAGAUCUUUUAGGAACAGUAUGGGGUGGAGCUGCUAAUUUACAGGCUAUUGCUAGAAAAGGAAAAUUUAAUAAAUAACAUCUAAAAAUGUGGGUUUACUACAAGUUCCAAUUAAUAAUAUAUACUGAAGUUAAAUGAAAAUAUGAACAGCAGAAUUAAUCUGAAAGUACUAUUAGUAUUCAGAUUUGUUUUGGGUUAGGGUUAGGAUUAGCUAAAGUCAUUAGCCAACAUUUUCUUAAUAUUUGGGCAACACGUUUUGUGUAAGUUAUUCCUAUCACUUCUUUUAUGGCAAUAAUGGUUCUUAGCUAUGAACAAAGGAUGCCUGUUUUGCUUUUUGGGUUUUUUUUUUUUUUUUUUUUUACAUAUAAGUGUGCUUAUCACCGUGUCUGCCACCAACAAAGAUUAGUUUCUAAAAGGAAAAGGUUCUAUUGACAGAAAAUCAAUUUUUUUAUUUCUCACCCAUAAUAUUUUCACUCUGUAAUAAUUUACAAAACAAUCUAAUAAACUUUUCAGUUAAAGAACAUGGGGCAAGAUCAUAGGACAAGAAAAGAUAUGAUUAGUCAUUUUCUUCUGUACCAAAUGAGGAAAAAAGAAAAGCUGCAUCCCGUUAUCCCUUUCAAGUCUGGAGCCUUGAUCUUUUCAAUAACUAGGGAACAUCAGCUGAACGUACGGGCUGCCAUUCACUGUCCUGGGAAAUACCAAGCUGGAAACAGAGCUGUUGAUAGUUUUAAAACAGAAAGUCUUGAUUCAUGAAACAAGCAUUCUACAACAAAAGUUACCACUUUACGACAGGUUUCUAUUUUUCUGAAAAACCUCAACUUUUAUAAGUAAUUUUAUAAUCAAUUUACUAAAAAUGUGUAAUUCAUAUUUUUAUGAUCAUUCCAGUAAUUCUGCAUACAGUACAUGGAAUAAAUAUGGAAAUGAA
This is a messenger RNA of Cavia porcellus (domestic guinea pig), 2203 nucleotides long. RefSeq names its product ethylmalonyl-CoA decarboxylase. The record is from RefSeq and is a predicted model, not a curated record. The transcript has 7 exons. Gene Ontology annotation, biological process: fatty acid beta-oxidation. NCBI's taxonomy places the organism in Eukaryota, Metazoa, Chordata, Mammalia, Rodentia, Caviidae. The coding region runs from base 454 to 1356 and encodes 300 amino acids. Gene Ontology annotation, molecular function: catalytic activity. Gene Ontology annotation, cellular component: cytosol.